Molecule: messenger RNA, 778 nt
Organism: Diversispora eburnea
Lineage: Eukaryota; Fungi; Glomeromycota; Glomeromycetes; Diversisporales; Diversisporaceae
Source: the annotation of a GenBank genome assembly
CUAUCAACUUUCAGAUAAAUCUAUCAGUACAAUACCACAAUCAUGUUAUAACUUGGAAGAAUUCCAUUUUCACGGUUCCAAAAGUAUCACUAAUCAGACAAUAAAUGAAUCAGGAAGGUCAUGUCCAAAAUUAAGAUGUCUCACAAUUUCGAGUUGUCCAAAUAUCACUGACCUUAAAGCAAUUGCUCACUCUUGUCAGAAUCUAGAAUAUUUUGAUGUCUUCGGAUAUAGUAUAUCUGAUGAAUCCAUUUGUGAUAUUAUUUAUCAUUGCCAGAAACUCAAGUAUCUUAAUAUAUCAGGUUGUCAGAUUACUAAACUAGGUAUUUAUUCAGAUAGUAAUAUAGAACACCUUGAUAUUUCCACCUGCAAUUUUAUUCCUGAAUCAGUUAUUAAUGAAUCUAUUCGAUUUUAUUUUAAACUUCAACACCUCAAUCUCGGAUACUGCAAUAUUUCCAACGAAACUAUCAGAAAAAUGAUAUGUUCAUGUCUUAAUUUAAAGUUCCUUGAUUUGGAAGGUUGUGAAAAUAUUAGUGAAGAGCUCGUGAAAUGGCUUGAUCCGAGUAUACAUAUUGAAAAUUACGAUUCAACUGAGGACCCACCUCCACUUAUUCCAACCUUUACCGAUAUAUUGAAUGAAAACAGAUUUAUUUCUGAGUUUAUUAACCAUAUCACAUUAAAUUCAAACACAGAGUUUCCUGCUUUGCAGACUCGAUUAGAACGAAGUAAUUUAUUAAAUAGUCUUAUUCGAGCUACUCAUCAUUCAUGGCAAGGGCUUUAG